Sparassis crispa is the source of this 2028-nucleotide messenger RNA. RefSeq lists its product as hypothetical. The transcript has 6 exons. Lineage: Eukaryota; Fungi; Basidiomycota; Agaricomycetes; Polyporales; Sparassidaceae. The record is from RefSeq and is a predicted model, not a curated record. Gene Ontology annotation, molecular function: DNA binding. Bases 1 to 2028 code for a protein of 675 amino acids.
AUGGACAGUUCUCCUCCAAUGGCUGUUCCUCGCCCGCCAUCUCCGUUAGCCUGCAAGAAGGCGCGGUUGUCAAAAUCCACAUGUGCCGAGCCAUGUGUCACACGGCAGGUGUCUGUCGCGCUGCUGGCACUGGCGCUGGUGCCCUGCGGCCCCCAUCUGUCGACACAGACAGCCACCGACUUCGGGACGAUCCGUGACCUUAUGCCUCCCAUGAUGGUGCACGAUCGAUGUACGGUGAUUGCACCGGAGUUCACGACCUCGCUCAGUAUGCCAAUGGGCCACAUCAUGCCUGCAGAGGCAUUGCUGCAGGCAUCACUUGAUGAACUCGAAGCGGCUUCUCAUGAAGUGCGCAUGGACAUCGCGAAGCAAAGUCAGAGUGACCGCAGGACCGGCGUCUCAUAUGAACGUCACGUCCGGAAUUACUUCUUCUGGUGGGCAACCUUUCAACAGCAAGAGACAGCCAAAGUCCCAGGUCGCAUUGCCGUCCCGGCGGAGCCGAUCACGGCUGCGAAGGCCAUCAUGUUUCUCCAAUAUGAAAGUACCCGCCCAAAGAGGAAACGUGGCAGCAUGGACGUGCAAGACGGGACGACCAUCGGGAAGUCUAGGAUAGCGCAGGCAAUCUCAGCACUCGAGAGCCAUCGCAAGAACUGCGAGCAUCUGCACAAGGAUGUGCCGGAUGCGAGGAUCAGCCUCCGCGCGGACCAGCGCAUCUGCACCAUUGAAGAUGCCGUGAAGCACAACGAGCCUCUAAGAAUUGAGAGAGCUCAGGCACUCAAGGCUGCGAGGACAUCAUCAGAUACCUACAGCAACAUCCAGCUAAUGAACGCAGCAACCGGCUUCCUCAACAUCUCCUCGGGAGUUCGCAAGCUUGUGACACACAUCAGAGAUCGCGCCAUGCUCACAUCGUCGAGCACAGCUUUUCGGGGUGACAACCUUCGCAGCUUGCUGUGGUCCGACCUAUCGGUCUGCCAGAUCCCGAUGUAUGAUAUCCAGCUUGGUCACAAGGUCCCGGCUCUUGUUUUUAUGGCAAACAAUGGCAAGACAAACCAGAACGGGUGGACUGACGAGUUCAGCGCCUUUCAUCACUGCCUCGUCGAACUCUGCAGCAUCGGAUCGAUUGCGCUGCAGCUCUACAGCCAUUUCCACAUCCAGAACAAUACAGUUCCCAACUUCGGUGUGGACAUCACCGAUCGGAACUUUGGGGAGUACGGUCGGCGGGAUUGGUACUGGUAUCACGUCUUCUAUGCCUCGUGGCCGGACGCACCGAUGUCAUAUGAAGCCCAUCGCAGCCGCAUCAAUGCCCUUCACCUCCAACACGAGAUCUCCAUCACCAAGGUAACCCAUGCUGGCCAGUCUUUCGCAGCACAGAACACACGCAGCCACGGGGUUUCUGCAAGCGACACCAAGGCUUUGGGCGGGUGGAGCAAGAGUGGAUCAUUCCGCUCCUGCUACGAUCAUGAACUGCCCGUUGACGCGCUCGUUGGAUCGGCAAUGUUUAAUGCACGGCAACUGGGCACGUAUUUCAUCCCUCGGGAUGUCCUCGACCCACCAUUAUCACUCAAGACUGCCAUUUUCCCAUGGCUUGAAGAUCAAGAGCAUGUGAUGCGAGCGCGAGCUGAAGCAGAGGCGCUCGCGAAGGACAUCACCCUCGUCCAGUUCUUCAGGGUCCUCACCUGGUUUCGCCAUGUCCUGUUGCAGGACAUGGCCAUUCUCUACUCAUGGAACCCCAGCACGCUUGUAUUUCAGUAUCCGCCAUUCAACACUGCGACUUUCCGUGCUUUCACAGCUGACGCAGCCACUCACAUUCGCGUGGCUGAGGAGCAAAGCCGCCUCGCAUUUCAGCAUCUCCCGGAGCGAUUUGUCACCAGUGUCAAGGGCAUUGUGACGGGGCUGGAGUUGGCUCAGCAACGAGAUCAUGAACUCAACGAUGCGAGGUGGAAUGCACUGUCGCACGAUGUAAGUCAGCUCAAGACUCUGCUCGAAGAGGCAGUUUUUGCCCCAGUCCGCCGUAACUGCAAACAUCGAUGA